Messenger RNA from Dibothriocephalus latus, 900 nucleotides. The record is from the annotation of a GenBank genome assembly. Lineage: Eukaryota; Metazoa; Platyhelminthes; Cestoda; Diphyllobothriidea; Diphyllobothriidae.
AUGCUUCUUGCUGGUAGCGACAAAAUCACCAGGAGUGAAAUUUUAAGCACCCUUCGUUUCAACCACACGGAAAGUUUUGAUGCUGCCAUAAAAUGCGCUGGUGAUGAUAUGAAGAGUGUUUUGAAAAGCGAAAAAGACACAAACAUCCUUCAAGCAAAUGGAAUGUUUCUGCAAUCUGGAUUUAUGCUUCAGGAUGCCUUCGUUGAAACCUUGAAAAAACAUUUCACAGCCUGCAUGACCGGAGUAGACUUCAAAAACAGUCCAGAAGAGGCUCGCCAAACGAUUAAUGAUUGGAUCUUGAAUAACACGAACAAGAUCAUUCACAACCUUAUUCCAGAAAAAGUUAUAAAUUCUGACACGAGACUGGUUUUAGCUAGCGCAGUCCAUUUUAAAGGCAUUUGGAAAGAAAAAUUUGUGAGUGAACAGACUGUUAAAGGAAAGUUUUCUUUGCUCAAUGGUGAAGAACUCAAUGCUCCCAUGAUGCAGUCCAAGAGGACGGUAUUAAUGGCCUAUUUUGAUGAAGAGCUGGACUGUAGAGCUGUUCGAAUUCCUUUUCAGUGCCACGAGAUGCUGAUCUUAUUACCGAACGCCAAAAAUGGUAUUCAUCAAGUAUUGUUAAAAUUGCUGGAGACCUCCCAAAAAGAACUUUUCAAGAAAGUGUUUUCGGCCGACGCUUACUUUAUGCAUAAAAUUAUGUUGCGCCUUCCGAGGUUCCAGUUAGCAGAGUCGGAAAGCAAAGAUUUCAAGGAGAUCAUCUCUGCGAUGGGUAUGCCCUCAACUUUCAGUUCAGCGUCAGCUGACUUCUCGGGCAUAACUGGUCACAGAGAUCUUUGCGUCGCAAAUGUCUUCCAUAAGGCAACAAUUGUGGUGCGUAAAUUUCUACCUUCUAGCAGUACCUAA